AUGGCGUUCAAAACGAUACUCCGUUUCAUCCUGUCUGCCCUGGUCGCGGCACAUGCUCCCGACCAUAACAUUGACGACGGCGAGCACUUGGCGCCCGCACAGUACCACGUGCUUUACUACGCCCAAGAGGGCCACCGCCCGGCUGUUCAUGGAGCAAAGCAUGCCACUUUCCGAGCCAAUUUCUCCCGGCCGACUAUCGUUUUGGACCACUCUAGUCAGCUGAAGUCAAUCCGGUGCAAGAACGGCAAGAUCAAUAUCUGCUUCAAGUCCAACUCCACGGGUUUCGUCAAGGCCAGCAACACAUGGACGAUGAAAACCUUCAACCUCGCCACCUACCACAUCGGCUGUGGUGACGAGACCAGCGGACAGCGCUCUUACUUCCUCGCCGAGAACCCUCAGUUUGACCAUGAUUCCGGCUGUGUCGAGGUGGCCGCUAAACCCCUUGCGCACGAGGAGGCCAUUGCGUCGGGAGAGAGAUCCAACUUCUAUCAACCCGAGACGGGCCAAACCUCGGUCUGCCCCGCCGUCGAUUCGGAAGCCCCCGAUUCCUGCACGUCGAGGGUUCCCCGUCACGGCAUGCCAGGGAACGCCACCAAUGGGACAGACCCGGACGCGCCGCCUUUCCCGCCCGACUUCUUCAAGGACCUGGAUGACACGUCGCCCAGGGAUAUCACCGACGACCUGCAGGCGCUGAUCAACUUCUUCCAGACGGACAAUUUCGACACGUCCGACAUCUCUGACCUGCUCCAGUGGUUCGAGGAUCUGGACUUCAUCGACUACGAUGGAACCCUUCUCGCGCGCGAGGCACGUCAACUCCUCCGGCGCCGCAUCAUGCAGAGGCGCGGCUGGGGCUUGUUCGAGGGGAUCUACAACGCCGCCAAGGCACUGGUGAACAAAAUUGGCGACUAUGUCUCAACCGCCGUGAAGACGAUCCUGGGCGUGGGAGACAAGCUUGUCAGCCUGGCCAUUGUGGCGGCCAAGGUGAUCGCCGUCCCGUUCGGAGUCCCGUUCGACGAGUCCGCCACGAACCGCCCGCCCCAGAUCUUCGGCUACACCAACGGCUUCAACCUCGUCGACACUGGAGGCGUGUACAGCAACUUCCACGUCGACGCCGUCUUCGGCGUCACCCUCGAGGUGCAGUAUGGCAAGCCCAUUGAGGCGCUGAAUCAGCCGAUUGCCUCGGUUCCCAUGAGCCCGCUCACGAUUUCGGGCAUUAUCACUCUUGGCCCGCAGCUUACCAUCAGCGGCUCCCUGGAUCUUGUGCUCAACGGCCAGGCGGAGCUCCUGAUUGGGAGCAGCCUGAAGAUCGCCCCCGGUGAGGCCCGAUUGAGUCUUGUGGAAAGAGAGGACAACAGUUUCACGGGCUUUGAGACUGCGUUCGACCCUGUCGCCAAGUUCAACGGCGCGCUCACGGCGUCGGUGGAACUGGGUCUGCCCAUCACCAUCGAGGUCGGCGUCGAGAUUCUGAACGUCAAGUUCAAGAAGACGGUCGGCCUGACCAACAAGCCUUCCGUCUACGGCAUGGCCACCCUGAACCUCAACCUGCCCGUGCUGUGCAAGGGCGUCACGCUCAGUGUUGGGGUGGAGAGCCGCAUCUACAUCUCGGCCAUCGGCUUCGCCGAGGGCUUCAACUCUCUCAUCUCGGUGCCCGACCUGACCGUGACCACCGCGGUCCCGCUGGCCGUGGGCGGGGACAUCGCGAACAUCAAGCCCAACAUCACGGACGUCUCGGCCGGCCUGAUCCAGAACAUAACCAAUAACAUGGGAUUCAAAGUCAUCAUGAACGAAGACCGGACCUCGAUCCUCGUGUCCGGCAAGGAUGCCUUCGUCUACCUCGUCGACACUCAAGAAGCGUACGACGUGAGCUCGCCGUGGGGAUCCGUCAACCUGGCCUCGGGCACCAUCAACUUCGACGUCUUUGGCCGCGUGCUUUCCGCCUUCACCCCCGUCAAGUCCUCCGACGGCAAGACGCGAUACACGGUCGUGUACACGGUCAACGGCGUGACGGUCACCUACUUCCCGACCUUCUGCAAGACCCCCGCCGGCCUGCGGCUGUACCCCACCUACUAUCUCAUCGACGUGGACGGCAACAUCCAGACCACGCCGGUCUACCAACAGGCCGUCAGGGAAGGGUUCAACGACUUCUACAUCAGCGACCCCCUUGGGCUCCGCGAGCUCCCGGACGUACUAGUGAGGCUUUGA
Chaetomium strumarium is the source of this 2202-nucleotide messenger RNA. RefSeq lists its product as uncharacterized. NCBI's taxonomy places the organism in Eukaryota, Fungi, Ascomycota, Sordariomycetes, Sordariales, Chaetomiaceae. The record is from RefSeq and is a predicted model, not a curated record. The coding region runs from base 1 to 2202 and encodes 733 amino acids. The transcript is spliced from 11 exons.